AUGACCCGCCUUGUCAGAGCCUCAGGCUGCUUUCUCUUAUUCACGUUGUUCAUCUCUUUCUUCUCAUCCUCCUUGUUUGCCUUGACCAAUGAUGAAGCAUCUCUUAUCGCUCGUCGUCAGCUUUUGUCACUCCUCGAGAAUGAAGAGCUUCCCUACGGGUUCGAGUACAAGGUUGAUAUUAAUGUAACCUUUCCAAACCAAAGGUUGAGAAGAGCAUAUAUUGCCCUCCAGGCUUGGAAAAAGGCUAUAUAUUCAGACCCAUUUAACACAACCAGCAAUUGGGUUGGUGCCAAUGUGUGUUCUUAUAAGGGUGUGUUUUGCGCACCAGCUCUUGAUAACCGGAAUUUGAGUGUCGUUGCUGGUAUUGAUAUUAAUGGCGCUGAUAUUGCUGGCUACCUUCCACCUGAAAUGGGACUUAUGACAGACGUUGCAUUGUUCCAUAUUAACUCUAAUAGGAUUUGUGGAAUUGUCCCGAAUAGCUUCUCCAGGCUCUCACUUAUGUAUGAGUUUGAUAUCAGCAAUAAUCGUUUUGUUGGUUAUUUCCCUAAGGUUGUCUUGGCUUGGCCAAAUCUAAAGUAUCUUGACAUCAGAUUCAACAAUUUCGAAGGUUGUUUGCCUAAGCAAGUAUUUUUGAAGGGUCUUGAUGCUUUGUUUCUGAAUAAUAACCGAUUCAGAUGUAACAUUCCUGAAACUAUAGGAAAUUCUACAGUUUCUACUGUUGUUUUUGCAAACAACAAUUUCACAGGUUGCAUUCCGCAUAGCAUAGGCAAUAUGGCCAAUUUGAAUGAGAUUAUUUUCAUGGGCAAUGGCCUUGGAGGUUGCUUCCCGCCAGAGAUUGGAAAGCUUAAGAAUGCAACGGUAUUUGAUGUCAGCUUCAAUCAAUUUGCAGGGAACUUGCCGUCCAGCUUUGCAGACUUGAAGAACGUUGAGGAAUUGAUCCUUGCAAACAAUAAACUAAUUGGAGUUAUGCCUAAGAAUAUUUGCAAAUUGCCAUGCUUAAAAAAUCUUAACUUCUCUUUUAAUUUCUUCCAGGGAGAGGAUGAAGCUUGCUUGCAAGCUUCAAAAAAGGACAUUGUGGUGGAUGGUGAUAGUAAUUGCAUGGACAACAGGCAAAAUCAGAAGUCUUUAGACACAUGUCUUUCAAUACUGAGCAACCCGAUUAAUUGCAGCAAGGACAAGUGUGGUGGAGGAGGAGGAGAAAAACCACCAUCUCCACCGUUGGUUCUUUCCCCUCCACCUCUCCCACCAGUUCCAAUGCAAUCUCCACCUCAACCACCGACUCCAGUUCAAUCUCCACCACCUUCUGUGCAAUCUUCACCUCCACCUGUCCACUCACCACCACCACCACCUCCAGUGCACUCCCCACCUCCACCAAUCCCCUCACCUCCACCACCGGUGCUUUCUCCUCCUCCACCAGUCCAAUCACCACCCCCACCACCCCCAGUGCAAUCCCCACCUCCACCUGUCCACUCACCACCACCACCACCUCCAGUGCACUCCCCACCUCCACCAAUCCCCUCACCUCCACCACCGGUGCUUUCUCCUCCUCCACCAGUCCAAUCACCACCCCCACCACCCCCAGUGCGAUCCCCACCUCCACCUAUCCACUCAUCACCGCCGCCGCCGCCGCCGCCUCCAAUGCACUCCCCACCUCCACCAGUCCCCUCACCUCCACCACCGAUGCUUUCUCCUCCUCCACCAGUUCAAUCUCCUCCCCCACCACCCCCAGUGCAAUCCCCACCUCCACCUGUCCACUCACCACCACCACCACCUCCAGUGCACUCCCCACCUCCACCAACCCCCUCACCUCCACCACCGGUGCUUUCUCCUCCUCCACCAGUCCAAUCACCUCCCCCACCACCCCCAGUGCAAUCCCCACCUCCACCUGUCCACUCACCACCACCACCACCUCCAGUGCACUCCCCACCUCCACCAGUCCCCUCACCUCCACCACCGAUGCUUUCUCCUCCUCCACCAGUUCAAUCUCCUCCCCCACCACCCCCAGUGCAAUCCCCACCUCCACCUGUCCACUCACCACCACCACCACCUCCAGUGCACUCCCCACCUCCACCAGCUCCCUCACCUCCACCACCGGUGCUUUCUCCUCCUCCACCAGUCCAAUCACCUCCCCCACCACCCCCAGUGCAAUCCCCACCUCCACCUGUCCACUCACCACCACCACCACCUCCAGUGCACUCCCCACCUCCACCAGUCCCCUCACCUCCACCACCGAUGCUUUCUCCUCCUCCACCAGUCCAAUCACCUCCCCCACCACCCCCAGUGCAAUCCCCACCUCCACCAAUCCACUCACCACCACCACCUGUUCAAUCUCCACCGCCACCAGUACAUUCCCCACCUCCACCAGUCCACUCACCGCCACCACCAUUAGUCCCUUCUCCACCUCCACCAGUCCAUUCUCCCCCACCUCCCCCACCUGUCUAUUCACCACCACCACCAACUGCUUCCCCUCCACCUCCUCUUAUUAUCUCCCCACCACCAGCGGAUGACGUUGUUCUCCCACCACAUAUUGGCUUCCGCUAUUCAUCACCACCUCCACCAAUGUUUCCAGGCUACUAA
Molecule: messenger RNA, 2577 nt
Organism: Manihot esculenta (cassava)
Lineage: Eukaryota; Viridiplantae; Streptophyta; Magnoliopsida; Malpighiales; Euphorbiaceae
Product: pollen-specific leucine-rich repeat extensin-like protein 3
Exons: 1
Coding region: 1-2577 (858 amino acids)
Source: RefSeq, a predicted model, not a curated record